Messenger RNA from Xiphias gladius (swordfish), 1812 nucleotides. Its product is annotated as charged multivesicular body protein 4b. Bases 127 to 795 code for a protein of 222 amino acids. The record is from RefSeq and is a predicted model, not a curated record. The transcript is spliced from 6 exons. Gene Ontology annotation, cellular component: multivesicular body; cytoplasmic side of plasma membrane; ESCRT III complex. Lineage: Eukaryota; Metazoa; Chordata; Actinopteri; Istiophoriformes; Xiphiidae. Gene Ontology annotation, biological process: late endosome to vacuole transport via multivesicular body sorting pathway; vesicle budding from membrane.
CAGUUUUCAGAUACUCUACAUAGGUAAAAGUGCUAAUACCACUCUGUAAAAGUACUCCAUUGCAAGUGAAAGUCCUGCAUUAAAAAUAUUAGUUCAAUAAAAGCAUUGUGUUGUAGCAUCCCAGGUAUGUCGUUGUUCGGUAAGAUAUUUGGAGGAGGAGGAAAGGGAGGAAAGGGACCGAGCCCGCAGGAGGCGAUCCAGAAACUCCGAGAGACGGAGGAGAUGCUAACGAAGAAACAGGAAUUUCUGGAGAAAAAGAUCGAGCAGGAGCUGCAAAUCGCCAAGAAAAACGGCACGAAAAACAAACGAGCGGCUCUGCAGGCUUUGAAAAGAAAGAAGCGGUACGAGAAGCAGCUCGCCCAGAUUGACGGCACGCUGUCGACCAUCGAGUUCCAGAGGGAGGCUCUGGAGAAUGCUAACACCAACACUGAAGUGCUCAAGAACAUGGGCUUCGCUGCCAAGGCCAUGAAGUCUGCCCAUGAAAACAUGGACAUUGACAAGGUGGACGACCUGAUGCAGGACAUUACAGACCAGCAGGAGCUGGCCCAGGAAAUCUCUGACGCCAUCUCUAAACCCGUCGGCUUUGGAGAGGAGUUUGAUGAGGAUGAGCUCCUGGCGGAGCUGGAUGAGCUGGAACAGGAGGAGCUGGACAAAAACCUGCUGGAGAUCGGGGGACCAGAGAAUGUCCCCCUCCCAAACGUGCCUUCUACUUCAUUACCUUCCAGACCUGCCAAGAAAGAGGAGGACGAGGACGACAUGGAGGAUCUGCAGCGCUGGGCGAUGGAAGCCAUGUAAACGCAGCAUGCGCCACAUCAUACCUGCAUCAGAGAGGGAAGGGGAAUGAACAAGGGGGGGGUGAAUGGACUGAUAGGAUGUUGUGUAUGAGUGUUUUUGUGUGUCUGAGGAGAGCUGACCAUCUACUUUAUGUAACACUACGAAAAAGCAAAAAUGCUGUAGUCUCUCUUUCUCCAUCCCGUUCACUACCGAUAUCUAGAGACCCCUAGGUGCUCAAUCAAAAGGAGCCAGUCGGGGGCUUUUAUAUUGAAGCUCUAUCCCUUCAACCAUGGCAAAAUUACCUAAUAUUUUUACCCUCGAUUUUAAUACACUACUAGCACUCCAUUGUCCUUGUACUGGGCAGGGCUAUUUCAGCCCACAUAGCUCAUAUUUACGUGUAAUAUUAUGAGCUCUCUGGUGCGAUAAUGGAGCUGUUGUCAGUCUAGUGUUACGAGCUGUGUGGCGUUGUUAACAUCACCGGAUGAAGGGAAUUUUCUUGGGAGCUUAAUCCUCAAAUAUCUGUUUAUGACUCACAUAUUUACCUGUGUUUGUGGCGUUAAACUCGCUGGAUGUAUUUUUUUUUUUUUUUUUUUUUUGACAAAAAUAACAACCCUUUGCUCUUUGCUCUUAACUACUCUUGAAAAUAGGAGAACAGCUGAGCAUGCGCUGCGUGAAGAAGCUCGGAUCUUGGCAGAAUCCGAACCUCUCCCUUUGUUUCAGGCUGCCCCCCCGGUUCUUGUCAUUUGGUGUAAAUUUCCUAAAAGUGUCUCUUUUUAUAUGCUGUAUUUCUGCCGUCACCAAGAGGUUCUGUUGAGGUUGUGUGAAGCAUGCAACAAUGGGAAGUCACAAUACAGAUUACAACGCACAGCUAGAACGACAGAUGUUUAACCUAACACCUUGAUCCUGUUCUGUCUGUCUCAGUCCUUCUCAUAAGGGUUUUUGUUUCAAAUUGUAUAACGUUUAAAAAAAAAUUAUGAUAAUAAACUAUCGUCACACCUUAUUAACUGCAUCCAGAAGGAGAUGGUGGUUUAUAAAAGA